AUGUCUUCGAUCUACACCCUUAACCAUGGCGAGGCCGAUAAAGAAAGACAGCGUCUUGACUUUCAGCAUGGCUUCUUCAAAGCCGUCACGCGCGAUGACCUCCCUCCCGUCAUCUGGCAGCACCUCAAGUCACUUCCAGCGCCCAAGGUCGCAGACGCAGAUACCGGCACCGGGAUCUUUCUAAAGGAGCUCGCGCCUAAACUCCCGACAGAAGCACAACUUUAUGGCUUCGACAUUGAUACAAGGAAGUUCCACGACCCUGCUUCGUUCCCGGCAAAUGUCAAGUUACAGUAUGGCAACGUGCUGGUGCCCUUUCCAAAAGAAUAUCUCGGCAUGUAUGAUUUGGUACAUGUGAAGUUGCUCUAUGCGGCGUUGAAGAAGGACGAAUGGCUGCAGGCUGUGAAGAAUCUCAAGACACUGCUUAAGCCGGAUGGGUACUUGUUCUGGUGCGACGUAGGAGGCUAUGGAUAUGCCAGUAACCCAUACUCGGCCUCGGUCAAUGAGUGGAAGAGGAUCGAGUCGGCAGCGGCCGUCAAAUUCGGACGUGACCCAAAGUAA
Messenger RNA from Fusarium tjaetaba, 558 nucleotides. Its product is annotated as methyltransferase domain protein. The record is from RefSeq and is a predicted model, not a curated record. The transcript has a single exon. Bases 1 to 558 code for a protein of 185 amino acids. Lineage: Eukaryota; Fungi; Ascomycota; Sordariomycetes; Hypocreales; Nectriaceae.